This is a messenger RNA of Penicillium manginii, 2724 nucleotides long. RefSeq names its product putative DNA excision repair protein (Rad26L). Gene Ontology annotation, molecular function: ATP binding; ATP-dependent chromatin remodeler activity. Bases 1 to 2724 code for a protein of 907 amino acids. Lineage: Eukaryota; Fungi; Ascomycota; Eurotiomycetes; Eurotiales; Aspergillaceae. The record is from RefSeq and is a predicted model, not a curated record. The transcript is spliced from 2 exons.
AUGAAUAGUCUCGCUGAUACAGAGGCUAUUACUAUCGACUCAUCCGAUGACGAUGAUUUGGAAGUGACGCGGUAUUCGCGCGCCGCUAUCACAAGCAAAAAUCGCGAAGAUAUUAAAACCAAAGAAGAUCCUCAAUCUGAACCCGUAAAGGUGCAAUUCGAUGACAGCGAUGAAGGUUUCAAUGAUGGCGAGGCUGCAUACAAAAAGUUCAAAGACCGCAAAUCUACAAAACGAAGACGGAACGCGGCUGCAACUCGCAAUGCGAAGCAAAAAAUCCCAAAGAUGGAAGCAUCUGGAGAUGACGUGGUACCGAAUCCAUCAAAACAAGGUUCUCUAUCUAGUGUAACCAAGAGAUACCUACGAGAACAACACGAUGUACCCUCUGAAGACGAGAUGGCAGAGCCGCUUCCUGAAUAUCUUCGGAAACGGCGAUCACAGUUCAAUCGGAAAAGAGAACACCUCCAGGUGUACGGACUGAAGAUUCCGCCUUCGUACGACGACGUUGAAUUCUCUGAUGACGAGAAUCUUGAGUAUCUGCAGGAGCGGCCGUUCUUCCCGGGUAGCAUUCCACCCCGACCAUAUGAGGACAUCGAGCUCCCGUGUUCCCUUGGCCUGGUUCCCGCGGCUAUCGGACAGUGGCUGCGACCAUACCAGGUAGAUGGAGUGGCUUUCCUACAUGAGAUGUUUGUCUAUCAAACGGGGGGUAUCCUUGGUGACGACAUGGGUCUGGGGAAGACGAUUCAGGUCAUUGCGUUCUUAACCGCGGCUUACGGCAAGACUGGCGAUGAACGGGAUUCCAAACGGAUGCGCAAAAUGCGGAGGAUGGAUAGUGACCCCUGGUAUCCUCGCACUCUGGUUGUUUGUCCUGGGUCUUUGAAAUCGAAUUGGCGGGCCGAAUUUAACCGAUGGGGAUGGUGGCAUGUCGAUGAGUACCACGGUCCAAACAAGGAGCUUGCCCUUGAUGCUGCAAAGUCUGGGCGGGUGGAAGUUUUGAUCAUGACUUACGAAACCUACUCAGGAAACAAGGAUUCUAUCAAUAUGGUGGAAUGGGACUGCGUGAUUGCGGACGAGUGUCAUAAAAUCAAGGAACAAAAGGCCGGAGUGACGAAGGCCAUGAACGAAAUCAACGCGCUUUGCCGCAUCGGACUCACCGGUACAGCCAUCCAGAACCGAUACGAGGAGCUUUGGACACUUCUAAACUGGGCAAAUCCUGGCAAGCUUGGCCCGAUGUUUGAAUGGAACACAUUCAUCGCGGGACCUUUGAAGAUUGGCCAAUCGCACACAGCAACCUGGAGUCAACUCCGCAGGGCUCGAAGAACUGCGCGGAUGCUUGUGAAAAAUCUCUUGCCGCGAUUCUUCCUACGUAGGAUGAAGUCGUUGAUCGCUGAUCAGCUACCCAAAAAGAGCGACCGAGUGGUAUUCUGCCCUCUGACAACGACACAGGCAGAUGCUUAUGAGAGCUUCCUGGAGAGCACCAUUGUGGAGUACAUUAUGUACUCGACAGAACACUGCGAUUGCGGCUCGGGCAAGAAAUCUGGCUGGUGCUGUCGAAGAAUCAUUCCUGGAACAGAAAGCACCUGGCAGUCAUUUGUAUUUCCCGCCAUAAUGCUGCUGCAGAAACUCAGCAAUCACCUAGCAAUCCUCAUGCCUCGGCAGAACGACGCUUCAGAAAAGCAAGAAAAGGAACUUGAGAUGCUACAAAUAGCCUUACCAGACCACUGGGAGGAUCUGUAUAAGUCUCGAGAAUCCAUUGUUAACUUUGCGAAUCCCGAGUUCUGUGGCAAGUGGAAAGUCCUUCGAAAGCUGCUCAAGUUUUGGCAUGCGAAUGGGGAUAAGGUACUGGUUUUCUCACACAGUGUCCGACUGCUGAAAAUGCUACACAUGCUGUUCGUUAAUACAAGCUAUAACGUGAAGUAUUUUGACGGAUCCUUAUCGUACGAUGAGCGCGCUAGAGUCGUGGAUGAGUUCAACUCCGACCCGAAACAAUUUGUCUUCCUGAUUUCGACUAAGGCAGGUGGCGUCGGGCUCAACAUAACAUCGGCGAACAAGGUCGUUGUUGUUGACCCGAACUGGAAUCCAGCGUACGACCUUCAGGCGCAAGAUCGAGCCUAUCGAAUUGGUCAACAGCGUGAUGUCGAAGUGUUCCGGCUGGUCUCUGCUGGUACAAUCGAGGAAAUUGUUUAUGCACGACAGAUCUACAAACAACAGCAGGGGGAGAUCGGAUAUACCGCAAGCUCUGAGCGCCGCUACUUCAAGGGAAUCCAGGCAAAAUCCGACCAAAAAGGCGAGAUAUUCGGCUUGAAGAAUCUGUUCAAGUAUGAACAUGAAAUGCUUUUUCUCCGCGAUAUCAUUAAUAAGACCAAGGUAGCCGAAAGCCUUGCUGGUGUGAAUGUCAUGGAUUUCAAAUUCGAGGAGGAUUUCGGUGCCGAUGGUGUGCCUAUAAAGGACGAAGAUGACGGGAUGAGCCAGCUUGCUGCUGAGAUCCGUGGCGAGAAACAUGAUUAUGAUGACAAUGACACCAAAGAAAAACCUACUAAAAUUGACCCGAUCCAGGCAAUACUUGCGAACGCAGGUGUGGAAUACACCCAUUUGAACAACGAGGUGAUAGGCCCCUCUCGAGUAGAAGAGCAACUCAGCCGUCGUGCCCAGCGUGGUCCUGACGACCCGGCAGCGGAUAUCCAAGUUUUUGGACACCUCGACACUCCUUUUAUUGACUCGGAAUGA